AUAUUUUCACUUGGAAAUUUGCUAGAUGCCCAUCGACAAAGGAUAGUCAAUUGGAUCAACGCCACAGGUGGUACCUCCUCAGCUUUUGAUGUCACCACAAAGGGAAUCCUCCACUCUGCUUUGCAUAACCAAUAUUGGAGGUUGAUCGAUCCUCAAGGGAAACCAACAGGAGUAAUGGGAUGGUGGCCUUCACGGGCUGUUACUUUUUUAGAAAACCAUGACACGGGAUCAACACAGAUAACUUCUAUUCUCUUGCUGAUUUGUUCCAAACCAAGUGCUGACCUUCAUAUAACCAUUGUUUACAACUACAAAAUUUUUAACUUGAGAUGUUAG
Carica papaya (papaya) is the source of this 333-nucleotide messenger RNA. The record is from RefSeq and is a predicted model, not a curated record. Lineage: Eukaryota; Viridiplantae; Streptophyta; Magnoliopsida; Brassicales; Caricaceae.